Paraglomus brasilianum is the source of this 127-nucleotide messenger RNA. The record is from the annotation of a GenBank genome assembly. NCBI's taxonomy places the organism in Eukaryota, Fungi, Glomeromycota, Glomeromycetes, Paraglomerales, Paraglomeraceae.
CCAUAGAUGACGACGACGACGCCAUUUGCUUUAUGCAAUCACCUUCUUCACAAUGUAUUAUUGUCUGUACAAAGUCUGCAGAAGGGUACGAAGAGGUAAUUACACCUACAGAACGUGAAGAUGGAAU